CCAUUUCUCUUGUCUAAUUCAUGUAACAGUGACACCAACAACACCUUUACCAAUUUUCUCUCGCUAGGGCUCACAAUUUUAUCUCUGCGAUUUCCUUCCUUAAGGUAUCAUCAUCAUCAUCUAGAUUCGUAACCUCUCUCACAGUUGCAAAUGGAAGCGGCGGCGGCGGUCACGGCAACGCCAACUUUCCUCCCAUCAUCCGCCGGUCCAUGUAAGCCGUCGGCGUCGAUGUUCGUCGGAAGACCCAACUUGUUGCCCAUCCGUUCCAAUUUUCCCUUCACCAGUAAGCUACAGACAUUUGCAUCUAAUGCCAAACAAGGUCGAGGGAGACUCUCUGUUGGAGCUAGAAGGGGUUUUGUGGUUAGAGCUGGAUCAUCGUCUCCUGAGGCAUCUGGUUCAAGUUCCGUGAUUGCUCCACUGAAGCUGGAGUCUCCAAUUGGGCAGUUUCUCUCUCAGAUUUUGGUAAGUCACCCACAUCUCGUGCCUGCGGCAGUAGAUCAGCAGCUUGAGCAGUUCCAAACCGAUCAUAAUGAACUAAAGGAAAAGCCCUCUGCUUCAGGCACUGACUUAGUUUUGUACAGGAGAAUUGCUGAGAUUAAAGCUAAAGAGAGGAGAAAAGCACUAGAAGAGAUAUUGUAUACAUUGGUGGUGCAGAAGUUUAUGGAUGCUAAUGUUUCGUUAAUACCUUCCAUAACCCCAAAUCCUUCCGGUCAAGUUGAUUCAUGGCCAAGUGAAGUAGGAAAAAUUGAGGGGCUUCACUCACCUGAAGCCUAUGAGAUGAUUGAAAACCACUUGGGUCUCCUUCUGGGUAGCCGUCAAGGGGAUUCAACAGCUGUAGCUCAGAUCAGCAAAAUCAGGGCAGGACAGGUCUAUGCAGCAUCAGUAAUGUAUGGGUACUUCCUUAAACGAGUUGUACAAAGAUUCCAGCUGGAGAAGGCAAUAAAAAUUCUACCUAAUGCUGCAGAAGAGAAUAACAGUCACCGAACAAUUGUAGACGAUACAAGAGUCAGCAUUGAAGAGUUCCCUUCUCAAGCUAUGCCCCACCCGGAAGUCUCAGCUUGGCCUGGCAGCGGCAUCAGCUCAGGGGCAUUUGGUCAGGGGACAACAGUAUCCAGGUUGCAUACCUACAUGAUGUCCUUUGAUGGUGAAACAUUACAAAGAUAUGCAACGAUUAGAUCCAAAGAGUCUGUCAGCAUCAUUGAGAAGCACACAGAAGCAUUAUUUGGAAGACCAGACGCUGUAAUAACACCGGAGGGGAAAAUCAAUUCUUCGAAAGAUGAAAUCAUCAAAAUUAGCUUUGGUGGUUUGAAGAGACUUGUUUUAGAAGCUGUUACUUUUGGUUCUUUUCUCUGGGAUGUAGAGAGCUACGUUGACUCAAGGUACCAUUUCGUCCUAAACUGAGUUUUCCUCGCCCUCAUGCACCCCAAGGUAAAAUUCGUAUGGUGUUCGGUGUAGAGUACUGACUAAUUUAUUGGUACACCUUAUGCCCAAUUCCGAAAUAUUUUUCGCUGAUUGAUCUCUGUAUAUACUGACAGUGGAUCUGGUAUUCACUGAGAAUGAAGGGUUGUCUACAAGUUCGAUAUUUGCUUAUUUAAUUGUUUGACCUUUGUAUCACGUUGUAUCCUUACAAGUGAAUUAGCAUCUCUUGUUCUGUCCUUUUGUGUAAUUUGGGUAGGUGUUAAUGCUUUGACCUUGUUAUGUUAGAUUGGCCCUCCAAUUCAAAAUUAACUGUGCAAGGUGCAGUUUCUGCA
Messenger RNA from Lotus japonicus, 1751 nucleotides. Its product is annotated as UV-B-induced protein At3g17800, chloroplastic-like. The record is from RefSeq and is a predicted model, not a curated record. The transcript is spliced from 3 exons. The coding region runs from base 151 to 1401 and encodes 416 amino acids. Lineage: Eukaryota; Viridiplantae; Streptophyta; Magnoliopsida; Fabales; Fabaceae.